This is a messenger RNA of Xenia sp. Carnegie-2017, 4248 nucleotides long. Its product is annotated as DNA repair protein RAD50-like. NCBI's taxonomy places the organism in Eukaryota, Metazoa, Cnidaria, Anthozoa, Malacalcyonacea, Xeniidae. Gene Ontology annotation, molecular function: double-stranded telomeric DNA binding; ATP hydrolysis activity; G-quadruplex DNA binding. Gene Ontology annotation, biological process: chromosome organization involved in meiotic cell cycle; double-strand break repair; telomere maintenance via recombination. The record is from RefSeq and is a predicted model, not a curated record. Gene Ontology annotation, cellular component: nucleus; condensed nuclear chromosome; Mre11 complex.
CGCGUGGGAAAAUUCUGGGAAAGUUCAUUGUUUGAGUGAUUGUAAUAUACUGAAAAUGACUUUUAAAUUGUUCAAAAUGUGAAUUACUUUACCACUUUAAGGAACAAUUAUAUAGAACGGCUACGAUGUCUCAGAUAGACAAAAUUCAAGUCGAAGGAAUUCGCAGCUACUGUGAACCAGCCGUAGUUGAGUUUUUUACACCUCUCACGUUAAUUGUUGGAACAAACGGAGCUGGAAAAACGACGAUUAUUGAAGCUUUGAAUUACAUAACAACUGGCGAUAUGCCACCUAACAGCAAAGGUGCUGCAUUUGUUUGUGAUCCUAAAGUGGUCGGUGAACAAGAGGUUAAAGGACAAGUAAAGUUGAUGUUUAGGGAUAUAAGUGGACAUAGAAUGAUUGUUACAAGAUCCCUUGUAUCUACCCAGAAGCAAAAGAAAAUUGAAUGCAAAUCUAUUGAGAAUGUUAUCAAAAGAAAAGUGAAUGAUGAUUGGCGAAGUAUCAGCUCAAGAUGUACAGACAUUAACAGAGAGAUGAUAUCGCUGCUUGGUGUGUCGAAACCAGUGCUAGACUGUGUUAUAUUUUGCCAUCAAGAAGAUUCACUUUGGCCUCUAAGUGAAGGAAAAGCUCUCAAAACAAAAUUUGAUGAUAUAUUUUCUGCUACAAAAUAUAUCAAAGCAUUAGAGGCAAUACGUAAGUUUCGUAAAGAGCAAAGUAAUGAGCUGAAAGUAUUUAACACGCAACUGGAGUAUUUGAAGGAAAAUAAAUUUAAAGCAAACGAGAUUUCUCAAAACUUGGAAAGGACCAAAGAACUGCUUGAAAAAAAAGAACAAGAAAUUGAUGACAUUGUUAACUCAAUGAUGCCUGUUGAAUCUAGAUUAAUUGAACUCUCGAAAAUUCAGCAAUCUAUUAAUGAGCUCGAAAGGCGUUUAGAUUCUCAUUUGUCCACGAAGAAAUCAAUUGUGGAAGUUAAUAAAGAUAUAGGAGGAAAAAUCUCGAAGUUCUUUCAAGGAACUAGAGAAGAACUUGAGAAAUUGCAAGAAAUUUUGAAGGACAUUCAGCUGGAAGAGAAAAUUCAACAAAAAGAUGUAAAGUGUUCUGCUCUAAAUUCUAAGAAAAAUAAGAUUCUAGUAAAUCGUGGCAAGUUGCAAGAAGAAUUUGAUAGGCACAAGCAAAACAUAGAACAGCGAGAUUUCAUGAUUGUUGAGCAAUCUAAAUCUUUGCAACUUAAAGGUUUCGAGUCUUCGCCAUUCUCUGAUGAACAAAUUUCGAGUUUUAAGGAAAAAGCCAGAGAAUGCUAUCAGAAAAUAAAAACGGAGGGCAUAGAGUUAAAGGAAAAAUAUCAGCGACGUAUUCAGUCAGCUCAAAGCAAAAUUGAUGAUAAAAAGAAGUCACUUUACCAGUUUGAAGAAACAAUCAGAGUUAAAAAUGAUAUGCUUACUGAAAAUCAGAAGAAACUACAAAAAAUUCGUCAAGAUCUGAGCAACGUCAGUACUUCUGAAAUAAAAGUACAGAGAAUUGGUAAAGAUUUAAUCGCCGCUGAGAGAGAAUUGGAGGAUACCAAAGCUGCUGGUAACACUGGAGAAUGGAAGACUGAGGUUGAAAAGUCGCAAGGAGAAAAACGUCAGGUCGAAGCAGAGUUAAUGCGUUUACGCGAAGAGCAGCAAAUGAUGCAUCUCAACUCAUCGAUUCAAGCAGAAUUGGAUAUAAAAAGAAAGGAAAGAGAUUUGAAAGAAGAUGCCAUUAAAGAAGUGAAUUACAAACAUGAGGAAGAGUUGAAGUUACUUGGUUCCAUUGGUCCUACAGAUAACCUGAAAAACAGGCUAAACGAGUUCCUAAAGAAGAAAAGAUCGGAGAUAAGCGAUACAAAUGGAAAAAUUCAAACAUUGAAACAAAAACAAUCUUCUAAACUUGCCGAGAAGAGAAUUAUCCAAAAACAUGUUGAAAAUUUGACUAAAGAGAAAGAUGGAUAUGAAAGAAACCUCAAAGAGGCUUGUGGUAACGAAAAAUAUGAAAAUAAGAAAAAGAAUCUCUAUGACCGUAUAGAAGAAGCGAAAAGCAAAUGUAGUCAACUAACGGCAUUUGAAACAAUUUACAAAAAGUAUGUCACAACAAUGGAGGACAAGAAGAAAGACCCAUGCUGUCCUCUGUGUCAUCGACAAUUCAACACCUUACAGGAAAUGCAAAAUCUUGUUACCGAAUUAAAAGAAAAAAUCGGUCGAGUUCCUGACAAGAUGGCUACACAAAUGGCAGAACUGGAAAAUGAUGAAAAAGUCUACGAAAACUUGCAGAAAUUACAAUUUGAUAAAGAUAACCUCGAGGAUAUUGAAAAUAAAAAGUUACCUUUGGAGAAAGAGAAAUUAAUUGCAAUAUCUGAGGAUUGUGAUGAAAUUAAAAACAGCAUUGAGGAGUUGGAAGAUGUUCUUUUGGUUAUCGAUAAUGAAGAAUGUCGAGCAGCAAAAAUUGAACCUGAUCUCUUGAUGUUGGAAGAAAAUGAAAAAUCAUCGAAGUCUUUAGAUCGAGAGAUAAGACUAUUGGAAAAUAAGUUAGACGGAGUUGCCCCAGGUCGUAGCAUGCAACUGGUAACGAACGAAAUAUCAGAUUGUCAGGAUAAAGUAGAUAAUUUAAAUCGCAUCAUCGAGCGUAAACGAAGUCAAAUAUCUAAUCAAGAAAGUCGUCUGGCAAGGCUAACAAGCAAUGUCAACGAACUUACAUCUGAAAAGCUACGGUUGAGCGGUGAGCUGCAACGAAGAUCAAACUUAGAAAAACAGAAAGAUGAUCUUACUGUUGCUAACAUGGAACACGAUAGAGAUGUUCGGGAGGCAAAAAGAAUUUGGAACCAAUCAAGGAAGAGUUAUUUGAGCUUGAGAAAGAACGCGUAUCACUUGUUAAUGAACAAGACGACCAAAUUGAUCAAAAUGAACGAAGUAAAGAACAAUGCAGGAAAAUUCAAAGAAAAAAUGAAUGAAAUUCAGAGAUAUGUGGACGAAAAUCGAGAAAGUUUUUUGAUGCAAGUUGAAAAGGAUUUGACUUUAGUAGAAGACGAAAUAAAUGAUAUGAAUGAAGAAAGAGGAAAUCUUCUCUUACAAAUGGACAAAUUAAAAGAUGAUCUAUCUCAACAAAAGGUACGCGCUCGCGAACUUCAAGAUAACAUCCAAUUUGUUGCAAAUGAAGAAAAGAUUUCAACUCUUGAACGAGAAAUUAAUGGCAUCCGCUCAGAGCAAGAAAGUCUGGGAGAUAUCGAUCGACUGAGCAGGGAACAAAAUAAUUUAUCGCGAAGAUUAGAGGAAUAUAAAACGCGAAAAGCCACGUGCACCGGCGAGAGGACUGGACACGAACGUGAAAUGCAAAGAUACAAGCAGGAUUUGAGUGGAUCGUUGUACAAAGAUGCCGCUAGGAAAUAUCAUAAUAAACUUAUUGAAAUCAAAACGACUGAAUUGGCGAAUGAUGAUUUGGAGAAGUAUUACAAGGCGCUGGACAGAGCGAUCAUGAAAUUUCACAGCAUAAAAAUGUCGGAAAUCAACAAGAUCAUCAAAGAAUAUUGGAUCAACACUUAUAAAGGAAAUGACAUCGACACCAUUGAAAUACGUUCAGAUGAAGACUCAGAUGGUUCUUUAGCAACUAGACGGAAUUACAACUAUAAGGUUGUCAUGUUGAAGGGUGACGUUGCUUUGGACAUGCGUGGUCGUUGCAGCGCUGGACAAAAAGUUCUCGCGUCGUUGAUCAUAAGACUGGCACUGGCGGAAACAUUUUGUCUCAACUGCGGUGUGCUGACGUUAGACGAACCGACGACUAAUCUUGAUGAAGAAAACAUUGAGAGCCUUGCCAAUCAGCUGGCCAGUAUUGUUAGGACGAGGAAUCCUCAGAAGAAUUUUCAGUUGGUGGUCAUAACUCACGAUGAACAUUUUGUUGAGUUACUGAGUCAGGCGGAUUUUGUUGAAUAUUAUUAUCGUGUUGCUAAAGAUGAAAAUGGUCUCUCGAGGAUUUAUAAACAAAGCACAUCUGGAGUAAAUGAAAAUGUUUGAAAUGUUAUAAUCUUUCCUCGUUUGUGCGAAGAAUAUCAGUAAAAUGGUAUGAUCUCUCUGAUUGUUGAUGGUGACGUUCGUUUUUGUUUAAAAUUUUCUUCAUAUUAACAAUUUUAUUCAUUAUACACUUUAUGAACAACGUUAGUUUAUAUUAAGGCAUUGUUCAUGAUGUUCAUAUUCAAAGUUCAAGAAAUUUCUGAAUAAAAACAGUUUGACUCGUGCGGUU